AUGCCGAUCGUGUCUAUUUCUCAAUCGGUUUUAUUCCACAAACUUCAAAAGGAAUAUUCUCAAGAAGAAUUUGAAGAAUUGUGCUUCAGUUAUGGUCUCGAACUGGACGAAGUUGUGACCGAAAAAGAACUAGUUACUAGAGAAAAGGGAAAGGAAAAGUCUAAAGGGUGUAGUACGGAGCCGGUUUAUAAAGUCGAAAUACCUGCUAAUCGUUAUGAUUUACUUUGUCCUGAGGGUUUAUCUCGAGCUCUUAUGAUAUUUGAAUCAAAGAUCAAGCCUCCGGUUUUUGUCACUAAAAAACCCCAAAAUCUCAUUCAAUUGCACGUUUUGCCGUCGACCCAAAGUGUUAGACCUUUUGUCGUUGCUGGUGUAUUAAGAAACAUUGUGCUGGAUGAGUCUAAGCUCAAUAGUUUCAUUGAUUUACAAGAGAAGCUCCACCAAAAUUUGUGCAGAAAACGAUCUUUAGUGGCCAUUGGAGCGCAUGAUUUGGACACUUUAAAUCCACCUUUCUUCUAUGAUGCUAAAUUUCCUAAAGAUAUUCGCUUUAAAGCAUUGAACAAAACUGAAGAGCACAGUGCUGAAGAACUAAUGCAAAUAUUUUCUAAUGAUUCACAUUUAAAACAAUAUCUCUCAUUGAUUCAAGAUAAACCUAAAUAUCCAAUUAUUUUCGACAGUUCCAAUACCGUUCUAUCGAUGCCUCCAAUAAUAAAUGGUGAACAUUCUCGUAUCUCUACUAAAACACGGAACAUUUUUAUUGAAGCAACUGGAACUGAUUUACACAAAUCUAUUGUUGUUCUCGACACACUUAUCACAAUGUUCUCAGAGUAUUGUGAAGAACCAUUUACCUCUGAAUCUGUCGAAGUUAUUCAACAUGAUGGCAGUCGUUAUUUAUAUCCACGUCUAGAUUAUCGUGAUGAAGUUGUCAGUAUUGAUUAUAUCAAUCGUCAAUUAGGUACCAAUUUUUCUGAAACAGAAGUGAUCAAUUUAUUAAAUCGUAUGGGUUUCACUUGUACAACUGUAUCAUCAAAUCAAUGUAAAGAUUCAACUUCAGAUAUAUUAACAACAGGUCAAAAUGCAACUGGUCUAAUCUCUGUAAGAAUACCACCUACAAGACAUGAUAUUUUACAUGCAUGUGAUAUAGCUGAAGAUGUUGGAAUUGCAUUCGGUUAUGAUAAUAUACCUGAAUCAUUACCACAAACCUAUUGUGUAGCUGGUAAUCAACCAAUCAGUCGGUUGACGGAUCUUAUUCGUGCUGAAAUAGCUCAAAUGGGAUUUACUGAAGCAUUAAGUUUCUCAUUAUGCUCCAGGGAAGAUAUCAGUACUAAAUUGAGACAAAAAUUAGAUGAUAUCCCAGCUGUACACAUAUCUAAUCCUAAAACGCUUGAUUUCCAAGUUGUCAGAACCAGUUUAUUACCAGGAUUGUUGAAUACAUUAGCCAGUAAUAGAAGUUUACCAUUACCUUUGAAGUUAUUUGAAGUUCAAGAUAUUGUACUGAAAAACCCAUCUAAAGAUGUUGGUGCUAGCAAUCAUCGACGUAUUUGUGCAGUUUACUACAACAAAAAUUCUGGCUUUGAAGUAAUUCAUGGUUUGUUAGAUAGAUUAAUGCAAUUGUUACAAGUUGAAUCGAUUUUGUCAAAAACAACAAAGAAAUCUAAUGAUCAUGAGAAAAAAUCAAAUUUGAGUUAUAGAUUGAACGCUACAUCCGAUCCAACAUACUUUGAUGGUCGUUGUGCUGAUAUUAUAUUGGAGCCUGAAAGUAGAAUUAUUGGACGAUUGGGUGUUCUACAUCCUGAUGUUAUACGAAAUUUUGAGUUGACAAUGCCUUGUUCAGCUUUAGAUUUAGAUCUCGAAGUAUUUCUUUGA
Schistosoma spindalis is the source of this 1863-nucleotide messenger RNA. The record is from the annotation of a GenBank genome assembly. NCBI's taxonomy places the organism in Eukaryota, Metazoa, Platyhelminthes, Trematoda, Strigeidida, Schistosomatidae.